UGAUUAUUGAAAGGAAAUUUUGUUAGGUGGACCGUGAACCUUCUCUCAAUCACGGUGGUGGGAGAGAAGAUACGGAGAGAACAGGGAUUUCAUGGCGGCUUCGAAGCUUCAAGCUCUCUGGAACCACCCGGCCGGCCCCAAAACCAUUCACUUCUGGGCUCCAACCUUUAAAUGGGGUAUCAGCAUAGCAAAUGUUGCCGACUUUUCUAAACCACCAGAAAAGCUUUCUUACCCUCAGCAAAUUGCGGUUACAUGUACUGGACUUAUCUGGUCACGCUACAGCACAGUAAUUACACCAAAAAACUGGAACCUUUUCAGUGUAAAUGUUGCAAUGGCUGGGACAGGGCUUUACCAACUGACACGCAAAAUUCAGCACGAUUACUUUUCCGAGACAGAAGUGGCUGCCACAAAAGAAUAAUAACAAAGAACUCCCUAGACUUCUCAUUGUGUAUCUUGGGGUGUUGAGCCCAUCUUGAUUACUUUUUUUUUGCAUUCAAGCAUUGUCUUCAGAGUUCAGAUGUGUGGUUACAACUUGUUUUUUGUAGAUUUUUGUUGCAUGGUUUGAUUCAAUGGUUACGUAUUGGACCAAACUUUAAAUUUUACGAGUCUUGGUUGAGGAAACAGAACAAUUUCUAUA
Nelumbo nucifera (sacred lotus) is the source of this 637-nucleotide messenger RNA. Its product is annotated as mitochondrial pyruvate carrier 4. Gene Ontology annotation, cellular component: mitochondrial inner membrane. NCBI's taxonomy places the organism in Eukaryota, Viridiplantae, Streptophyta, Magnoliopsida, Proteales, Nelumbonaceae. Gene Ontology annotation, biological process: pyruvate import into mitochondria. The record is from RefSeq and is a predicted model, not a curated record.